AUGAUAUCUAUUUUAGCUCUUUCUUUUUCUAGUUUAUAAAAAGCAAUAAAAUAGUAAAAUAUUAAAGAUCAGCUCAGUGAAGAUGAAAACCAAUAAAAGAAAAAUCAAUAAGAAGCACCUUAGCCAAAACCCCUUAAAAGCUGGGAAAUACGUAGAUUGUAGCAGUAGAAUAAAGAUGACUUUGUUUGUAGAAAUAAAUAAAAUGAGACCAUUAUUAAAUAACCAGGAAGUUUAAAUGGAUUAUAAUAUAAAAUAGAAUCUUGCACUAAUUCAGAAAUAUAUGUGCUUGACCAUUCAACUACAAUUUUUGUAGAUGACUGCACUAACUGCAAAAUUUUUAUAGGCCCAUGUAAAGCUUCAGUUUUUGUUAGAGAUUGUAAGAAUUGCGAAAUGGUGAUAGCAUGUUAACAAUAUAGAUCACGCGAUUGUGAAAAUAUUAAAACUCUCUUAUACUGCUAAUCUUAGCCAGUAAUUGAAAGCUGUAAAGAUAUGCAAUUUGGAUGCUUUUACUUUGCUUAUCCUCAGUUAAGUUAACAGUUUAAAGAUUGUGGAAUUAAUCCAUGGACUAAUAACUGGUCUGAUAUAUAUGAUUUUACAAAAAACCCAAACGGAGUUCUUAACUACUCUUAUUUACCAGAAGAUGAGAUUGAAAUUAUUCCAUAUGCUUGUGAAAAGCUAAACUCUCUGUGUUCAAGAGAAUAUUGUGAAGAAAGAUAGAACUUAUGUGUGCCAAUUACUAAAGGCUUAAGAUUAAAUGCUAAUGAAUUGAGUAACAGUUCUAUUAUAAUGGUAUAUCCAGAAGCUACAUCUAAAAUGGUUGGUUCUCUAGCAUCAAUUUUCAAUUAAAGAAACGACAUUUAAAUAAUUAGGACUUUAUAAUGCAAACUUUUAAAUGAUUCAAGACAAGAUUUGAUAUUUAGUCUUGAAGAAAAGAGCACUAUUUUUAGUCAGCAUGAUUUUUCAGAGAGUGUUUUAUUCAUUUAACUCCAAGGUGAGAAUUUAAAACAAGCAUUAGAUGACAUUUUUGGCAAAUAUUCUAAUUAAUAUUAUUUAUGGAACAAAGCUAAUACAUCAAUUACAAAAAUAUCAAAAAUUAUUUUUGAGAAUUGGGAAGAUGAGCGCAAGCCUAAUUGA
This is a messenger RNA of Tetrahymena thermophila SB210, 1134 nucleotides long. Its product is annotated as tubulin-binding cofactor C. Gene Ontology annotation, cellular component: cilium; periciliary membrane compartment. The record is from RefSeq and is a predicted model, not a curated record. NCBI's taxonomy places the organism in Eukaryota, Ciliophora, Oligohymenophorea, Hymenostomatida, Tetrahymenidae. Gene Ontology annotation, biological process: post-Golgi vesicle-mediated transport. Gene Ontology annotation, molecular function: GTPase activator activity. The transcript has 2 exons.